Apiotrichum porosum is the source of this 1209-nucleotide messenger RNA. RefSeq lists its product as uncharacterized. The transcript is spliced from 2 exons. Gene Ontology annotation, biological process: retrograde vesicle-mediated transport, Golgi to endoplasmic reticulum. NCBI's taxonomy places the organism in Eukaryota, Fungi, Basidiomycota, Tremellomycetes, Trichosporonales, Trichosporonaceae. Bases 1 to 1209 code for a protein of 402 amino acids. The record is from RefSeq and is a predicted model, not a curated record.
AUGUCCGAAAUGACAGACGCCCAGCGCCGUGCAGCGACACGCAAAGCCAAGAUUCUUGCACGCGGCAACGCGGGUCUCCAGCGUCUCGCUGAGACCGCACGCGGCGAGGAGGCCGACAUGUUGUACGGCGGUGACGACACUGCCAGCGCCGCCUCCAGCGCCGCACCCUCGAGGCCGGACACCCCAAGCGUUGAGACGCUCGCCAAGCCUGCCACCGCAACUGCGUCGACUACCACAGCUUCAUCGUCAUCCAAGCCCGCGCCCGCGUCCGCGUCCAAGCCCGCCGUCUCCUCCAACACCUCGGCUACUGCCGACCACCGCCCCGGCUGGGCACCGUCGACUGCUGCCUCUGGAGCUCGUCGCCCUGCUGCGGCCUCGGCCUCGACAGAGGAAGAGCAGAUGCGCCAGCAGCUCGACGCCAUGAUGGCUAUGCUUGGAGGUGCCGGUGCUCCCGGCGGCAUGGGAGGCGGCGCGGGUGGACCUCCUCCCGACAUGGCCAACCUCCUUGCGUCGCUCAUGGGAGGCGCCCCUCCUCCUGGUAUGGGCGGCAUGGGCGGUAUGGGCGGACCAGGCCUCAUCGGUGACUCGCGCGAGGGCACCCCAUCAUCCAACCCCUUUGGCGGGAUGGACCCAAUGCAGAACCCGUUCGCCGGCAUGCCUGGGUUUGACGGUGCUCCUGGCCAGAACCCCUUCGACGCCAUGGCCGGUAUGCCCGGUAUGGCGGGCAUGUUCCCCGGUAUGGGAGCUCCAGUUCAGCCUCCUUCCAAAGCAGCGCGCUUCUUCCCCGCGAUCCAUGCGCUGUGCGUGCUCGCCUUGGUGGUGUUUGUCGCCGCUUGGUGGGAGCCGGCUCUCUACCACGUGUUUACCGGUCGCGAGAAUACCAUCGCGUCGUGGGCCGCCAGGUGGUCAGGUCUUGCCGGCAGGAGCAGUGCUUUCGCAGCCAAGAUUCUCGAGCCAGUGCCCGUGUUCUACGCCUUUGUGACUCUUGAGCUCGUCCUCCUCGCUACGCGCGUCACGCUCGUCCGCACCCCUCCAUCGCUCCACCCUCUGCUCGCCAACGUCCUCCCUCUCCUCCCACCCGCUAUCGGACGCACCAUCUCCACGGGCUCAAAGUAUCUUGGCGUCGUGAACCAGGUGUACAAGGACGGCUGCCUGUUCGUAUUCGGACUCGGCAUGGCCAUCAUCCUCGCUGAGCUUAUCUCCACUUAA